CCGCCAUGCAAAACCCUGAGUGCUCAGCCUCCCAGAAAGGAGUGCUAUCGGCCUAUCGAUUCAGUGGCAUGUCAGCGGAGUCUGGCGGCUGAACGAGCAGAUGACGACGAUCAACGCCAGCGGUGCUGUUCGCAUGGACGCUUCUUGGAUAAUUGGCCAUCAGUCGUUCAUUACAAUGUAUCGUUUGGCGCCUGGAUUGCACUUGUGAGGAACUGCUAAUUCUGAGAGCCUUCCAUCCAGGCCUUCUUGACAUACAAAUAGCCCUCUCUUUAACCUGCUCCUUCCUCACCAUCAAGCAAGCACAACAACACUCUUCCAUAUACUGUUAUCCUUAUUCCAGAACGCAGACCGACCUAUCUCGAAAAUUUCUUCGCAAUGUUCAAAGCAACAGCACGUUCUCUGUACCAACUCAUCGGGAAGACAAGAUUGGGUGAUCUUCCUCCUGAAUGGCAGGCUCCUGUUGGACAGGUUCUUGACGCUGAAGAAAAGAGUGACCCCAGGUUCAAGAAUGCUGAGAUCCGAGGCUCUAAGCCACAUGCUUCCCACGAUGAUCCGACCAACCCGAAAGAAGUCGUAUCCGUUCGUAUCAAGGAUGACGGCCUGAAAACUUUCCGGAGACUGCACAUUCAUCAAGAUGGCUCCGUCAAAAGAAUUGAUGUUUAGAGUGCUUGUUGGGGUCAGCGAUCUGAGGUCAGUAGGAUGGGUAAGGAUGUAUUUCUGGAAGACCUGGCCAUAUCCGUCCUACCAUUUGUAUUGCUAGUUAUGCGCUUUGGAUUCUUUUGUCUUGGGUACUGCAGCUGUUGGAAUGACUACAGUCUUGGGUUAAUUGAUUUUGUGAGAG
This is a messenger RNA of Aspergillus neoniger CBS 115656, 841 nucleotides long. RefSeq lists its product as uncharacterized. The transcript is spliced from 3 exons. The record is from RefSeq and is a predicted model, not a curated record. Bases 376 to 663 code for a protein of 95 amino acids. Lineage: Eukaryota; Fungi; Ascomycota; Eurotiomycetes; Eurotiales; Aspergillaceae.